GCCUGGCACUGAGUGGGUGCUCAGCAGAUGUUUGUGGGACAGAGAAUAAAGAACAGCAUGGACGAAGGCAUGAGGAGCUCCCCGCGGAGGCUAAGAGCCUUGGGGCAGGCAGGGGAGAUGGUCAGGGGGAAGGGCAGACUGGCCCUACCCCUCCUCUGCCACUGGACCUGCAGGACUCAUGCCUCUCCUUUCUCUCUGACCCCAGACACCUUGUGGCUGACCAGCGGCUGCUGAGUGGGAGGCAGGUGGCCUGGCCUGAGUCCCCUGGCAGGCUGAGAAGCGCCAUGGCCAGCAUCAUGCAGGCCUCCCUGGCUGUUCUCCUGCUGCUACCUAUGGCUGCUUCCAUGCACUCCGACUGCAUGUUCAAGCAGGAGCGAGCCCUGUGUCUGGAGAAGAUCCAGAGGGCCAAUGAGCUGAUGGGCUUGAACAACUCCUCCCGAGGCUGCCCCGGGAUGUGGGACAACAUCACGUGUUGGAAGCCUGCCCAUGUGGGCGAGAUCAUCCUUGUCAGCUGCCCCAAAUUCUUCCAGAUCUUCGAUCCUGACCAAGUCUGGGAGACAGAAACCAUCGGAGAGUUUGAUUUUGAAGACUUGAACUCCUUGGAUCUCUCAGGCAUGAGGGUGGUAGGCCGGAACUGCACGAAGGACGGCUGGUCAGAGCCCUUCCCUCAUUAUUUUGAUGCUUGUGGGUUUGAUGAAUAUAAUGAAUCUGAGAGCGGGGACCAGGAUUACUACUACCUGUCGGUGAAGGCCCUGUACACGGUUGGCUACAGCACGUCGCUCGUCUCCCUCACCACUGCCAUGGCCAUCUUGUGUCGCUUCCGGAAGCUGCAUUGCACGCGGAACUUCAUCCACAUGAACCUGUUCGGGUCGUUCAUGCUGAGGGCCAUCUCCGUCUUCAUCAAGGACUGGAUCCUGUACGAGGAACACGACAGCAGCCACUGCUUCGUCUCCACCGUGGAAUGCAAGGCCGUAAUGGUUUUCUUCCACUACUGCGUCGUGUCCAACUACUUCUGGCUGUUCAUCGAGGGCCUGUACCUGUUCACCCUGCUGGUGGAAACCUUCUUUCCUGAGAGGAGAUACUUCUACUGGUACACCAUGGUUGGCUGGGGGUCCCCAACGAUCUGUGUGUCAGUGUGGGCUGGGCUGAGGCUCUACUUUGAUAAUACAGGCUGCUGGGACAUGAAUGACAGCACUCCUCUGUGGUGGGUGAUCAAAGGCCCUGUGGUUGGUUCCAUAAUGGUGAACUUCGGGCUCUUCGUCGGCAUCAUCUUCAUCCUCGUGCAGAAGCUUCAGUCUCCGGACAUGGGAGGCAACGAGUCCAGCAUCUACUUCAGCUGCGUGCAGAAAUGCUACUGCAGGCCAGAGCGGGCUCAGCAGCACUCUUGCAAGAUGUCAGAACUGUCCACCAUUACUCUGCGCCUGGCCCGAUCCACCCUGCUGCUCAUCCCGCUGUUUGGAAUCCACUACACGAUAUUUGCCUUCUCCCCGGAGUAUGUCAGCAAGAGGGAGAGGCUGGUGUUUGAGCUGGGCCUGGGCUCCUUCCAGGGCUUUGUGGUGGCUGUUCUCUACUGCUUUCUCAAUGGGGAGGUGCAGGCGGAGAUCAAGCGGAAGUGGCGGAGCUGGAAGGUGAACCGCUACUUCGCUGUGGACUUCAAGCACCGGCACCCAUCCCUGGCCAGCAGCGGGGUCAACGGGGGCACUCAGCUCUCCAUCCUGAGCAAGAGCAGCUCCCAGAUCCGCAUGGCCGGCCUCCCGGCCGACAACCUGGCCACCUGAGCCCCUCCGCCCUCCUCCCCUCCGCACACAGGCUGGGGCUGCCGGUGGGCGCCCGCCACGCAUGUUUGCCUCUUUUCUCUCCCCGGGCAGGCCCUGGGCUGGAAGCCAGGCUCCCCCAGGGGGAAGAAGAAUGCAGGCGCAGAUGGGUAUCUCCCCCCUUCCCAUUUUGGCGCUGGGCCCACCCACCACGGACCCCUGGACCCUGACCCCAGACAUGUAAAUACUCCUCAAGUCUGGAAAAGUUGUCCCAUCCUGAUCCCUUUGUCCAGUGUCCCUGCCCACCUCAAGCAGGUCCCAGCUCCACCUACCCCAUCUCCUCCAGCCUCAGCGAUCGCCUGACCUGGUUGUGAGGCUGACGACCUUGCUUUGGGGGUUCGGG
This is a messenger RNA of Miniopterus natalensis, 2157 nucleotides long. The record is from RefSeq and is a predicted model, not a curated record. NCBI's taxonomy places the organism in Eukaryota, Metazoa, Chordata, Mammalia, Chiroptera, Miniopteridae.